Messenger RNA from Anopheles gambiae (African malaria mosquito), 1894 nucleotides. Its product is annotated as esterase E4-like. The transcript has 5 exons. Lineage: Eukaryota; Metazoa; Arthropoda; Insecta; Diptera; Culicidae. The record is from RefSeq and is a predicted model, not a curated record. Bases 60 to 1814 code for a protein of 584 amino acids.
AAGUGUUUGAGCCUGCUCAGACCAAAUUAAAAAUUAUAAUUCUGUCCCUCGUUGCAAACAUGGCUAGUGUUCAAUUGUCAACAGCAGCUGUAUUAAUCGUGCUCGCGAUCGCCUCGAUCGCCGGUACAUCGGUUGCUCAAGAUGAUCAAACUCCUGUAGUAAGAAUAGGAAGGUUGGGAUCUGUCAUGGGAACCAUGGGAGAGACGGCAUGGACUGGACGACCCAUCUAUAAGUUCUUCAACGUCAAGUACGCCGAGGCUCCGGUGGGACGAAACCGUUUCCGACCCCCGAGGAGCGUACGCCCAUGGACUGGUGUUAUGAAUGCUACAGUUCCUGGGCGUGCCUGCCCUCAGCGGCGCACUCUCUCUCAGGAUGACCCCGAUGCCGAGGAUUGUCUCACGCUUUCGAUCUAUUCUAACAACCUUACGGGUAAUCGUCCCGUCAUGCUCUACGUCCACGGAGGUGCCUUCGUGGUCGGAUCCGCUGAGCGAUUCGGACCUGAGUAUUUGCUCGAGAAGGACAUCGUCCUCGUCGUCAUACAGUAUCGCUUGGGUACGCUCGGAUUCCUGUCAACUGGAACCAAAUCUAUUCCCGGAAAUGCCGCCAUGUACGACGUAAUGGAGUCGCUUGAGUGGGUAUCCCGACACAUUCGUAGCUUCGGUGGAAACCCACGAGAAGUAACUAUCUUCGGUGAGUCUGCCGGAGGACAUGCAGUUUCCGCUAUGCUCCAUAGCCCCCGUGUUCGCGAGGGACUCUUCAAACGUGCCAUCAUUCAGUCCGGUACCUUGUUCAUGCCCUGGGUCAUCUGUCAGGAUCCUACCGAGGGCGCAUACGAGAUCGCUAGCAUCAUCGGUUGUAACAUGACAACUCCUGCCGAGAUCGACAGAUGUCUCAAGAACGCAUCGGUCCGCGAUUUGGUUUUGGCGCAAGACGAACAUAAGAAAAAUGAGUUCAGCUCUCCAGGAUAUCCCAAAGUUGCUGGAGCUUGCAUCACCGUCGGUGGAGCUUACGGAAACCAGAGCUUCAUGCCCGUUCAUCCCAGAGAGUCUACCUACUUCCGGGAUGUUGAGAUCAUCUUCGGAAUGAACUCCCAGGAGGGUCUCAUCUUCUUCAACGAGUACUUCCGCUACGCCCUGAAUUCUCAACCCAUCGAGUUCGACUCUCACUGGGACUUCCUGGAGUUUCUCAAGACCGUUAAUAUCAAGUUUGGAUCUGGUGCGUUCGUCGAUGCCGUUGUUGGCUAUGAGCUCUUAUCCAAAGCCACUUGGGAGGAAAUGGAUCGUGCUAACUUCUCGGAGAUAGUUCCUCUGUUCAUUGAUGUUGCUGGAAACUUGGCCCUCAAAUACGGAUCCGUCGAGGAGGCUAAUCGAUUCGCUAGAGCGCUUCCCGGGCAAGUCUACCUCUACAACUUUGACUACGUUGGGCCGCCGUCUCCUGUUACCCCCGGAUUUCCGUACGAUUUCCCCAACACAGUCGGUCAUGGCGAUGAGCUCAAGUUCUUGUUCCCCAUGUCGAACGUACUGAACGAAGAGCACACCCAAAUGGCUAAGAUCAUGGUGGGUCUGUGGACGUCCUUUGCGAUCACUGGCAAGCCUCAGGCUGAUAACGUCAUGCCAUGGCCAACUGUAUCGAGACCAUUUGGACCGUAUUUCCGACUCGUCAACCCGCCAGAACAGAAAGAAUAUUUUGUCAAUGAGUUAACGAACAGUGUGGAGAAAGCCAGAGGACCGCGAAAGCCAUCCUCUUCCUCGCAGACUUCUGCGUUGCUAGCGCACUGUAAUGAUCUUCUCUUAAAACGGAGUAAUGUUAACUGACCAUUAACACUGACCUAACUUUGCUAAUCUUCUUGUAAUACAGACGUGAUAGCAAAAUAUACUUAUUCGCAAGCAUCCUA